AUGAACGGCAAAAUUGACGUAGCGCCCAGGAAAUUGCGGCCUCUGGGCCUGUUGGAGCGAUACUCGACAGUCAGAAGCCACCGCGGAAUCUACAACAACGUCUGCGUCGCUGCAGUCUAUAGAUGUUCCUACAACGGAGAUCUUCUGCAGGCUCUAUGGCGGGCUGUUAGUGACGUGGUUGCCCAGCACCCGAUCUUGAGUGCGACUCCCGUUGAUAUCGAUACCAAAGAUCCUCGGUUCAUCUCUCUGCCAAUCACCGAACCCGAGCAAGUCAUUCAGUUGAGAAAAUCUCAAACGGUCGUCACCGACCCUCAGUUUGAAGCUGAGCUGCAAGUGACGCUCGAAAAGCAACACAAUACGCCGUUCGAGCACGGCGCGACCCCACAGCCCUUCUGGAGACUAGAGGUUCUGGAUGACCGGACCAACUCUGGAAGUUUCGUGGCUUGUCUAUGCUUUCAUCACUCACUGAUGGACACUAAGAGUGCCCUAAUCUUUCAUGAAGACCUAGAGAAAGCUCUGAAUCAGUCGUCUAUAACGACCCAUUCGAAAGAUGCGCUGCUUCCGUCACUAGAGGCCGUCUAUGAUCUGCCGGUUUCAGAAACCUUCGUUCAGCAGGCAUCGAAUUACAUCGAGUCGCUAGCCAAAGUCUGGAGCAGUGCACUGCAGAAACUUCCUGUGAGAACCUGUGUCAGGCUGUUUUGGGUCUCGGGAGAAGUUGCCGAAAGCUUCAGAAAGCACUGCAAGGGAGAGAAAACAUCUGUCACGGCUGGUAUAAUGGCCCUCCUGGCAGCAGCAUUCUUCAAAGUUCUCCCCGACAACUACGAUACGUUGCAGGGCGACUGUGCUGUAUCCCUGCGCCAUCUACUGCCGGGCCCUAUCAACGAUAGAUCAUUAGGAUGUUAUGUUGGAUCCUUCAGCGAACAGUAUUCCCGGAGCGCGGAUCCGGCGUCGAUGUGGUUCGACGCUAGACGGACAAAAGCGACGAUUGAUGAGGUUACGAGAAAACGUGGAGCGGAUAUGCCUGUCGGGUAUCUACGUCACGUCGCCGAUGACAUGUCGGGAUGGUUAUCUGGAAAGCUGGGGAAGAAGCGGGCCGCUGCGUGGGAGAUAAGCAAUGUCGGGGUUGUCGGCUCCGCUGGAAAAGUGACUGAGACUGGGUUCAAAAUGGAGCGGAUGAUGUUCAGUCAAAGUGCCAGCGCAACCUCUGGAGCCGUCAAGGUUAGCGUCGUGACUGGGAGAGACGGGCAACUCGGCUUUGCUUUUUCGUGGCAGGAAGGUAUUGUGGAGGAGCGUUUGGCUGAAGAGGUCGUCUCCACGUUUAGAGAGUUGCUACUAGCACUAGUAUCUGAGGGCGGUCGCUGA
Colletotrichum aenigma is the source of this 1362-nucleotide messenger RNA. It is a transcript of the gene FCK4-1, whose product is annotated as putative alcohol acetyltransferase FCK4. NCBI's taxonomy places the organism in Eukaryota, Fungi, Ascomycota, Sordariomycetes, Glomerellales, Glomerellaceae. Bases 1 to 1362 code for a protein of 453 amino acids. Gene Ontology annotation, molecular function: N-acetyltransferase activity. The transcript is spliced from 2 exons. The record is from RefSeq and is a predicted model, not a curated record.